AUGCGUGACGUCAACGCUCCGGAAACGCUGAUUGGCCCAAUUACUUGGCGCGCUCCUGGAGGAGCGCUGAGGAGAGCCACGGCACGACAGUGGCGACCGGCUCCUCCCUGGCGUAGCGAGCGCUCUUGGACGCCCAGUGGUUGCUACGACCACUUGCGUCGGCCUCUGAAGACCCCUCAGGAACGGCUGCAGUUGAGUCCAAGAACGCUGGGUGAGUCCAGUGGAGCCCUGGGUGGAGCCAGACACCCAGCAUCGCCUCCCCAGCGAUGGAAAAUCUCAGAGAGGAUGAAUUCGGUGGUAGCUUACUACCCCCGGGGACUGGAAAUGCUGAAAGUCUACCAAGAUCAUAUGCAGCCAGAAUACACCUAUGAACAGAAUCGACAACAACUAAUAAGAUCUGGAAUCCUUAAGCCCUCACCGAGCAUGAUGGACAGGUCUUCACUUACCAUCCAGGAGUCUCCAGAGGCCGUGAAGAGGAAGCAGCUCCAGCGCUCCUCUGCUGAAAUGUUCGCUCCUUCCCCUUCUAAAGUGCCACGCACGGGUAUUGGGAGAAGAGGGCUCUUCGCAAAGAGGUCUUCGACUUACCCUAAGUACAUCUUCCACGACCGAGAGGAAGUCGUCAAAGCCAACAUUAGAGACCCUUUGCAGAUCAUCAAGAUCAUCCAUGAGAACGAGCAUCUCGGAUUCCUGUACAUGAUUUCGGCAGUGCCCAAGUCUUCCAUUGAAUACGAUACAUAUAAUCUAAAGGUCGUAAGUUAUGAGAACAUCAAUAAAAGUGACUACUACACAAUUAGCAAAAAAGCAGUGACCCACGUUUACAAUGAUGACAUCGAGUACAUCGAGAUCGAGCGAUGGGAGCAGGAGUAUCUGUACCACAGAGAACUCACCAAGAUCCCCAUAUUCUCGCUCUUCCGGAAAUGGAAGGCUUUCAGCGUUUGGAGGAAGAAUGUCCGCUCCAAAAAAAUCACCGGCUGUCGGAAAGCACUACAAAAAAAUCUGUUCAUUGUUAAUCCUUAUCUGCGACCAGCUCUUCUUAAGAUUAAUGAGAUGUGCUACCAACUGAGUUUUAUGGGACUUUGUUAUAUUGAAAAAUUCCACACCUACACCCUGCAGGAGUUCAAGGCUGCGCAAAUUGUGCGACUACAGGAGGUCACAGAGCACCUCGAUGAUUUCCGAAAUGAGGCGAAAGAUGUGGUCAGGAGGUCGUGCCGCUUCGCCUUACGUGCUGCGGGAUUUAUUCCUGAUGACUGUGUGUUCGAGCCCUGUGAGGAUUACUUUAAGAUAAAUAUAGCAAGUUUUGUUGAAGCUCCAUUUGAUUUGCCAACUUAUGGAGAAUCUGAAAAGAUGACCUACACAGAACAGGCCAGCAAAAGGCAUCACUGCACGAGGCUCACAUGCUUCAUCCGUCUGAAUGACUACCUAAUUCAGAACACCCUGCACGUCUUAACAGUGAACACUGCCAGCUCGCUUCUGAGUUUUCUCUCUGACAAACUAAAGCGAACGCCCUCAGCAGACAUCAUUCAGAAAUGGAUUACUGAAGAGAAGCCUGAAGUCACCGAGAAAAAGGGGGCCCCCAUAAUGGAAAAGCAGGAAGAAGAUGAGUCUCUCAUCCCCAUGUUCCUCACAGAACUGAUUCUGACGGUGCAGUCACUACUCUUCGAGCCGUCUUUGGAAGAUUUCCUGGAUGGCAUUUCUGGGGCAAUCAAUCAUUUUCAAAACACUGUGUUGUCAGUUCCUAAUCUGGUGCCCGACUCAUACUUUGACGCCUUCACCAGCCCAUUCAUUAACAGGAAGCUGGAAGAGAAGACCUGUGGCCCUGGACCGAGCCUGUCAGCGGUGUUUGAGGAUGACAGGAAUUUCCUCACCAUCAUCCUGCAAAUAAAGGAAACAAUCCACGCAGCAUUCGAUUCUGCAUGCUUGUACGCAGCAACGUUUGAAAAGUUUCAGAUAUUCUUCAAGGAAAAUGAGAGUCUUGAUCUGCAGGCGCUGAAGCAGCAGGAGCCUGAUGUCAAAUUCUUCAGUACACAGCUGGAAAAAUAUCACAAGCAGCACAAGGACUCGGUAGCCCUGAGACCCACCCGAAACGUAGGCCUGCUGCUUAUUGACACCAAGCAGCUGAAAGAGAAACUAAUCCCCUCGCCGCUGCGGUGUUUGGAGGUACUAAAUGGCAUGCUUCCCUGUUUGAGCAAGAAAAAAGUGGAUGCCAUCAUCUCAGAGGCCCAAGAUGCAGAGUAUAAGCUCGAGUUCGUUCCCACCACGACCAUAGAGUAUGUAAACAGCCUAGUCUUCCUUGACGAAAUCCAGGAGCGGAUCGAAAGCCUGGAGGAAGAAGGGAACAUCGUGAUUCAGAUGUACAAGCUCAUUGAGCAGUAUCAGGUGCCCACACCUCCUGAAGACUUCGCGGUUUUCGCCACCAUGAAGCCGUCCAUUACUGCCGUGCGGAACGCCAUUGACAAAUCAGUGGGUGAUCGAGAAACAAGCAUUAAACAGUUUUGUACGCACUUGGGUCGCGAUCUUGAAGAUCUCAACAAUGAAGUGAACGAAGUCAAGCUGCUGGCACAGGACCCACAGAUCUUGGAUAUUUCUGCUGACCAGGAUAAAAUAAAGUUGAUGCUGAGUGAUCUGCAGUCCAUCCUGGAUGACCUUCAGAGACGUGCCUUUCAGUAUAAAUCCUACCAGAAGAAUUUCAAGGUGGAAGUGUCCAAGUUUGAUGCUUUGGAAGAAGUGAGUGCUGAGCUGAAGCUCAAGCAGCUGCUCUGGGACUCCCUGUCCGAGUGGGAUAAACUCCAACAGGAAUGGCUGAAGUCCAAAUUUGACUGAUUGGAUCCAGAAGCCCUAAACAGUCAAGUUACUAAAUACGCUAAAUUUGUGACACAAUUGGAAAAGGGUUUGCCGCCCAACAACGUGGUGCCCCAGCUCAAAUAUAAGGUGGAAAGGAUGAAAGAAAAGCUUCCUGUGAUCAUUGACUUGAGGAACCCAACUCUGAAGGCGCGACACUGGGCAGUUAUUGAACAAACUGUCGAUGCCCAGCUAGUGGAUGUUGAAAUUCCGCUGACCCUGGAGAGGCUGUCCGAACUACGUGUCUUUGAAUUUGGUCAGGAAAUCCAGGACAUAUCUGGACAGGCUUCUGGGGAAGCUGCCUUAGAGACAAUUCUUAAGAAGGUGGAAGAUUCUUGGAAAACAACUGAAUUUGUCAUUCUUCCUCACCGUGACUCUAAGGACGUAUUUAUCCUGGGUGGCACAGAUGACAUACAGGUCCUUCUUGAUGACAGCACCAUCAACAUCGCAACCAUCGCCUCAUCGCGGUACGUGGGCCCCCUGAAGUCUCGCGUGGAUGACUGGCAGAAGCAACUUGCCUUAUUUAAUCAAACACUGGAAGAGUGGCUGAACUGUCAGAGAAACUGGCUCUACCUAGAAAGCAUCUUUAAUGCCCCGGAUAUUCAGAGGCAGCUGCCUGCGGAAGCCAAGAUGUUCCUUCAGGUGGAUAAGUCAUGGAAGGAAAUCAUGAGGAAGGUGAACCGGCUGCCUAAUGCGCUCCGAGCUGCUACUCAGCCAGGGCUUCUGGAGACUUUUCAAAACAAUAAUGCAUUACUUGACCAAAUUCAGAAGUGUCUGGAGGCAUAUUUAGAGUCGAAGAGAGUUAUCUUUCCAAGGUUUUACUUCCUGUCAAAUGACGAGCUCCUGGAGAUUUUGGCCCAGACACGAAAUCCACAAGCCGUGCAGCCUCACCUAAGGAAAUGCUUCGACUCCAUUUCAAAGCUCGAGUUUGCGCUCAUGCCUCCGACAGAAGGGAAAAUUCCCGGCAUGGAUACUGAGCCAGAAAGGGUCUUCACCAAUGAUAUUUUGGCAAUGCUGUCGCCUGAGGGAGAGAGGGUCGGCCUGGGGAAGGGCCUCAAAGCGAGAGGCAAUGUGGAAGAAUGGCUCGGCAAGGUGGAGGAAGCCAUGUUCACGUCCCUCCGCCGCCUGUGCAAGGCUGCCAUCGCUGACUACCAGGGGAAGCCCAGGACAGAGUGGGUGACUGCUGGCCACCCUUCCCAAGUGAUCCUGACCAUCUCUCAGAUCAUGUGGUGCCGGGAUCUGACCGAGGGUCUAGAAUGCGAAGGGAGCCACCUAGAGGCCCUGGAAGAGUUUGAAAAGGUCAAUUUUGAGAGAUUGAACGCCCUGGCUGCACUAGUUCGAGGCUCUCUUCCUAGGCUGCACAGAAACAUCAUAACUGCAUUGAUUACCAUUGAUGUGCAUGCGAGAGAUAUAGUUACUGAGCUGGUUCAAACCAAGGUAGACUCAGCCGACUCCUUUGACUGGCAGCGACAACUGCGCUAUUAUUGGGAUAUAGACCUGGAUAACUGUGUGGCUAGGAUGGCACUCUCCCAGUACACCUACGGCUACGAGUAUUUGGGAGCAUGCCCAAGACUGGUCAUCACUCCUCUCACGGAUCGUUGCUAUCUUUGCCUUAUGGGGGCUUUGCAGCUGGAUCUCGGAGGCGCACCUGCCGGGCCUGCUGGCACUGGGAAAACAGAGACCACCAAAGACCUAGCAAAAGCUCUAGCCAUCCAGUGUGUGGUCUUCAACUGCUCUGAUGGUUUGGACUACAAGAUGAUGGGGCGCUUCUUCAGUGGCUUGGCGCAGUCAGGGGCCUGGUGCUGCUUUGACGAAUUCAACCGAAUUGACAUUGAAGUCUUGUCAGUCAUUGCCCAGCAACUCAUCACCAUCAGGAAUGCCAAGGCUGCAAAGCUGUCCAGAUUCAUGUUUGAGGGCCGGGAAAUCAAGCUCGUCAUGACCUGUGCCGCUUUCAUCACCAUGAACCCCGGCUACGCUGGCAGAACGGAACUGCCGGACAACCUGAAAGCCCUGUUCAGACCAUUCGCCAUGAUGGUUCCCAAUUACGCGCUGAUCGCAGAGGUAAUUCUGUAUUCGGAAGGCUUUGAAUCCAGUAAGAUACUAGCGAGAAAGAUGACGCAGAUGUACAAGCUCUGCAGUGAGCAGCUGUCCCAGCAGGAUCACUAUGACUUUGGCAUGAGAGCUGUCAAGUCCGUACUGGUCAUGGCUGGGUCUCUAAAAAGAGAGAACCCAGACCUAAGCGAAGAUGUGGUCCUCAUCAGAGCUCUACGAGACUCCAACUUGCCGAAAUUCUUAACAGAUGACGCUCUCCUGUUCAGUGGGAUCAUAUCUGAUCUUUUUCCUGGAGUCCAAAUCCCGGAACACGACUAUGGCAUUCUGCAGUCGACAAUCGUGGACGUCAUGAUUGGACAAAACCUUCAGCCUGAGUUGUGUAUGGUCAAGAAGGUGAUACAGUUGUACGAAACUAUGCUGGUGAGGCACGGCGUUAUGUUAGUCGGACCGACAGGAGGGGGCAAGACCACAGUUUAUCAAGUAUUAGCAGAAACUUUAGGGAAUCUGGAAAAACUCAACACAGGCAAAUCUUUCUAUCAGCCUGUAAAAACCUAUGUUCUUAACCCGAAAUCCAUCACCAUGGGUGAGUUGUACGGGGAGGUCAAUAACAUAACCUUGGAAUGGAAGGAUGGUUUGAUGGCACUCAGCGUCCGAGCAGCCGUGAACGAUACUUCCGAAGACCAUAAAUGGAUAAUCAGUGAUGGACCGGUGGAUGCUCUCUGGAUUGAAAAUAUGAACACGGUGUUGGACGACAACAAGAUGCUGUGUCUGGCUAACAGCGAAAGGAUUAAACUCACUCCUCAAAUCCACAUGCUUUUUGAGGUACAAGAUCUCAAGGUGGCCUCUCCUGCGACUGUCAGCAGAUGCGGAAUGGUGUUUGUGGAUCCGGAAGAACUCAAGUGGAUGCCUUAUGUUAAAACAUGGAUGAGCAAAAUGUCCAAAAGAGUAAGUGAGCAAAUGAAGCUGAACACGUUACUGUGCCAGACUUUCGUGUUCUGUUAUUUGUGGUCUCUGGGUGGAAACUUAACUGAAAAUUACUGGGAUUCUUUCGAUACAUUUAUUAGAACACAAUUUGAUGAUAAUCCUGAUGCGAGGCUGCCCAGUUCUGGGGAUCUGUGGAGCAUUCAUGUAGACUUUGACACCAAACGCUUGGACCCCUGGGAACGUAUCAUACCCACCUUCAAGUACAGCAAGGAGGUCCCAUUCUUUGAGAUGCUCGUCCCUACAACAGACACAGUGCGCUAUGGCUAUCUAAUGGAAAAGCUGCUGGCGGUCAAGCAUUCGGUGUUGUUUACAGGAACCACUGGAGUUGGCAAGUCUGUUAUUGUGAAAGGAUUGCUGAACAGAAUUCAAGAAUCAGCAGGCUAUGUCCCUGUUUACCUGAAUUUUUCUGCCCAAACGUCCUCUGCAAGGACACAAGAGAUCAUUGAGUCAAAACUGGAAAGAAAAAGAAAAAAUAUUCUAGGAGCACCAGGAAAUAAGCGCGUUGUGAUUUUUGUUGAUGAUCUGAAUAUGCCCCGACUGGAUCGCUACGGCUCCCAACCACCAAUUGAAUUGCUUCGGCAGUAUCAAGAUUUUGGUGGAUUUUAUGAUAGAAACAAACUUUUCUGGAAAGAAAUACAGGACGUAACAAUCGUAUCAGCAUGUGCACCUCCAGGAGGGGGCCGCAACCCUGUGACACCCCGCUUCAUCCGACACUUUAGCAUGAUGUGCCUCCCGAUGCCCUCAGAGCAAAGUCUAAAGCAGAUUUUCCAGGCCAUCUUGAAUGGCUUCCUGAAUGACUUCCCACCAGCUGUAAGGCAAACUUCAUCAAACAUCGUGGAAGCUGCGGUUGAGAUUUACAACAGGAUGAGCGUCGAUCUCCUGCCAACCCCAGCCAAGUCCCAUUACGUCUUUAACCUGAGAGAUUUAUCCAAGUGUGUGCAAGGUAUUCUGCAAUGUGAUCCAGGAACAAUAAGGGAAGAAAUUCAAAUAUUUAGACUGUUUUGCCAUGAAUGCCAACGAGUGUUCCAUGAUCGAUUGAUCAGUAAUGAAGACAAGCACUACUUCCAUGUCAUUUUGACAGAAAUGGCCAACAAGCACUUUGGAAUAGCGAUUGACCUGGAAUAUUUUCUAAACAGGCCUAUCAUCUUUGGGGAUUUCAUUAAGUUUGGAGCAGAUAAGUCUGACCGCAUCUAUGAUGAUCUGCCUGACAUGGAGAAAAUUGGGAAUGUCCUGCAGGACUAUCUUGAUGACUAUAACCUCACAAACUCUAAGGAAGUCAAGCUGGUGUUCUUCCAGGAUGCCAUAGAGCACGUGUCAAGGAUUGCACGGAUGAUCCGCCAGGAAAGAGGCAACGCCCUGCUGGUCGGGGUAGGGGGCACAGGAAAGCAGUCCCUUACAAGACUCGCAGCUCACAUAUGUGGUUACAAGUGCCUGCAGAUUGAACUUAGCCGAGGGUAUAAUUAUGACAGUUUCCAUGAAGACCUGAGGAAGUUGUACAAAAUGGCUGGUGUGGAAGACAAAAAUAUGGUUUUCCUUUUCACAGAUACCCAGAUUGUCGUAGAAGAGUUCCUUGAAGACAUAAAUAAUAUUCUAAAUUCGGGUGAAGUGCCCAAUUUAUUCGAAAAGGAUGAGCUGGAGCAGGUUUUAGCAGCCACCCGACCAAAAGCAAAGGAAGUUGGAAUUUCCGAGGGGAACAGAGAUGAGGUGUUCCAGUAUUUCAUCAGCAGAGUGCGGCAGAAGCUGCACAUUGUUCUCUGCAUGAGCCCAGUUGGCGAGGCCUUCAGGUCCCGGUGCCGGAUGUUCCCAUCCCUGGUGAACUGCUGCACCAUCGACUGGUUUGUCCAGUGGCCCAGAGAAGCACUUCUGUCUGUAUCAAAGACCUUUUUCUCAGCUGUCGACACUGGAAGUGACGAUCUAAAAGAAAAGCUUUCCCUCAUGUGUGUGAACGUGCACCUGAGUGUCUCCCAGAUGGCGGACCGCUACUACAGUGAGCUGCGCAGGCGCUACUACACCACGCCCACCUCCUACCUGGAGCUAAUCAACCUCUACCUGACCAUGCUCACUGAGAAAAGGAAGCAGUUAGUUUCGGCACGAGAUCGUGUGAAGAAUGGUCUCACCAAGCUAUUAGAAACAAACAUAUUAGUGGAUAAAAUGAAACUAGACCUUUCGGCUUUAGAACCUGUGCUACUACAGAAAUCACAAGACGUUGAAGCCCUGAUGGAAAAGCUGGUGGUGGAUCAAGAAAAUGCUGAUCAGGUCCGAAAUGUUGUGCAAGAAGAUGAAGCAAUAGCAAAAGUGAAAGCCGAAGAGACUCAAGCGAUAGCGGAUGAUGCCCAGAGAGACCUUGAGGAAGCGCUCCCUGCCCUGGACGCUGCCAAUAAAGCGCUGGAUUCCUUAGAUAAAGCGGAUAUAUCUGAAAUCAGAGUCUUCACAAAGCCCCCUGAUUUGGUCAUGACUGUGAUGGAAGCCAUCUCCAUCCUCUUAAAUGCCAAGCCCGACUGGCCAACAGCAAAGCAGCUUCUUGGUGACUCUAACUUCCUGAGGAGGCUUUUAGAAUACGAUAAGGAAAACAUCAAACCUCAGAUACUGGCAAAGCUUCAAAAGUACAUCCACAAUCCUGACUUCGUGCCCGAGAAGGUGGAGAAGGUGUCCAAAGCCUGUAAAUCCAUGUGCAUGUGGGUGAGAGCCAUGGAUCUGUACUCUCGGGUGGUCAAGGAAGUUGAACCGAAGAGGCAGAAACUCAGAGCUGCCCAGGCCGAACUUGACAUUACAAUGGCCACUCUGAAAGAGAAGCAAGCGUUGCUGAAAAAAGUGGAGGAUCAAAUAAAGGCUUUGCAAGACGAGUACGACAAAGGCGUGAAUGAGAAAGAAAGUCUGGCAAGGAACAUGGCCCUGACCAAAGCGCGCCUGGUACGUGCAGGAAAGCUGACAGCUGCCUUAGGAGACGAGCAGGUCCGGUGGGAAGAAAGCAUUGAGAAGUUCCAGGAGGAGAUAGCGAACAUCGUUGGCAAUGUGUUUAUAGCAGCGGCCUGUGUGGCUUAUUAUGGGGCUUUCACGGCUCAGUACAGGCAGUUGCUUAUAGAGUGCUGGAUUGAGUCCUGCCUGGUCCUGCACAUCCCGAUUGACCCUUCCUUCAGUCUCAUUAACACUCUUGGAGAUCCCUACGAAAUCCGGCAGUGGAACACUGACGGGCUGCCCAGAGACUUGAUAUCAACGGAAAAUGGCAUUUUGGUUACUCAGGGGAGAAGGUGGCCUUUGAUGAUUGAUCCCCAAGAUCAGGCCAACCGCUGGAUAAGAAACAAGGAGAGCAAGAGCGGGCUAAAGGUCAUUAAGCUUACAGACAACAAUUUCUUGCGGAUUCUAGAAAAUUCUAUCCGGCUGGGUUUGCCUGUCUUGCUGGAAGAGCUCAGAGAAGUCCUGGAUCCAGCCCUGGAACCCAUUCUUUUAAAGCAAACUUUCAUCAGUGGCGGAAGACUACUCAUCCGCCUCGGAGAUUCAGACAUCGAUUACGACAAGAGCUUCAGGUUCUAUAUGACAACAAAAAUGCCGAACCCACACUACCUGCCUGAGGUGUGCAUCAAAGUCACCAUAAUCAAUUUCACUGUAACUAAAUCAGGUCUGGAAGAUCAGCUGCUAAGUGACGUGGUGCGGCUUGAAAAACCUGAGUUGGAGGAACAGCGAAUCAAGCUCAUCGUGAGGAUCAAUACUGACAAAAACCAGCUGAAAUCCAUUGAAGACAAAAUCCUGAAGUUGCUCUUUACGUCUGAAGGGAAUAUUCUGGAUAACGAAGAACUCAUCGAUACGCUCCAGGACUCAAAGAUCACUUCGGGUGCCAUUAAAACCAGGCUGAAGGAGGCAGAGUCCACGGAGCUGAUGAUCAACAUAGCUCGAGAGAAGUACCGCCCAGUGGCCACGCAGGGCUCCGUGAUGUACUUCGUCAUCGCUAGCCUCUCAGAAAUCGACCCCAUGUAUCAGUAUUCGCUCAAGUAUUUUAAACAGCUGUUCAACACAACGAUAGAAACUUCCGAGAAGGCCGACGAUCUGCAGUACCGCCUGACCAUCCUCCUGCAGCAGACCCUGCUCACUGCAUACACCAAUGUUUCCCGGGGGCUCUUCGAGCAGCACAAGCUCAUCUAUAGCUUCAUGCUCUGCGUUGAGAUCAUGCGCCAGCAAGGGCAGCUGACUGAGCCUGAGUGGAAUUUCUUCCUCCGCGGCGCUGCAGGAAUGGAGAAGGAGCGCCCUCCUAAGCCGGAAGCUUCCUGGCUGCCUCUUCAAAUGUGGUUCUCGUGCUGUGACUUAGAAGAAACCUUUCCAGUGUUUGAAGGACUUACAAAAAGUAUCCUGUUACACCCCAUUUCCGUGCGCAUAGGAUCUUUUGAGACCUAUAUUAACCCACAGAAUUGGGACGGCUAUACUAAAUCAAAACAGGAAGAGGGAAAGGACCGGAUUUGGGGUUCAGACUUCAGCUCUUUCCAUAAGCUAAUUCUUAUUAAAUGCUGCAAAGAAGAAAAGGUGGUUUUUGCUCUUACAGACUUUGUGAUAGAGAAUCUUGGCAAGCAGUUUAUCGAGACACCUCCAGUAGACCUGGCCACUCUGUAUCAGGACAUGUCGAGCAGCACACCCCUGGUGUUCAUCUUGAGCACAGGCUCAGAUCCCAUGGGCGCCUUUCAAAGGUUUGCCCGGGAGAGUGGGUAUGCAGAACGAGUGCAGUCCAUUUCUCUGGGCCAGGGACAAGGCCCCAUUGCCGAGAAGAUGAUCAAGGAUGCAAUGAAGACUGGAAACUGGGUGUUCCUGCAGAACUGCCAUCUUGCUGUCUCCUGGAUGCUGGCCAUGGAAGAGCUGAUCAAAACCUUCACAGAUCCAAAUCAGGCCAUCAAGGAGACAUUCCGACUUUUUCUAAGCUCCAUGCCUAGUCCAACAUUUCCUGUGACAGUCCUUCAGAACUCUGUCAAGGUAACCAAUGAGCCUCCAAAGGGCUUACGUGCAAAUAUCAGAAGAGCCUUUACUGAGAUGACACCUUCCUUUUUUGAAGAAAAUAUACUUGGAAAAAAAUGGAGACAACUAAUAUUUGGCAUUUGUUUCUUCCAUGCAAUUAUUCAGGAGAGAAAGAAGUUUGGCCCCCUUGGCUGGAAUAUCUGCUAUGAAUUUAAUGACAGUGAUAGAGAAUGUGCCUUGCUGAACCUCAACCUUUACUGCCACGAAGGGAAGAUCCCCUGGGAUGCUCUAAUUUACAUUACUGGUGAAAUUACCUACGGUGGGCGAGUGACCGACACCUGGGACCAGAGAUGUCUUCGAACUGUCUUGAAAAGAUUUUUCUCUCCCGAGACACUGAGUGAUGACUAUAAAUACUCAGAAUCAGGCAUCUAUUUCUCCCCCUUGGCUGACAGUCUGCAAGAGUUUAAGGAUUAUAUUGAAGAUCUACCUUUGAUAGAUGAUCCAGAAAUUUUUGGAAUGCAUGAAAAUGCCAACCUUGUUUUUCAGUACAAGGAGACCAACACCCUCAUCAACACCAUCCUUGAGGUUCAGCCAAGAUCCUUCUCGGGUGGCGAGGGGAAGAGCAAUGAUGAGAUCGUCCAGGAGCUUGUUGCUUCAAUCCGGACCAGAGUUCCAGAAGUCCUGCAAAUGGAGGGAGCUUCCGAGAGCCUUUUUGUCAAGGACGCUCAAGGCCGCCUGGACUCUCUGACCACCGUCCUUGGCCAGGAAGUGGACCGGUUCAACAACCUGCUGAAGUUGAUACAUAUUUCUCUAGAAACACUCAACAAAGCCAUUGCUGGACUUGUGGUGAUGUCCGAAGAAAUGGAAAAAGUGUAUCAGAGUUUCCUCAACAACCAGGUUCCCUCUCUUUGGUCUAACACAGCCUACCCAUCGCUGAAGCCGCUGGGAUCGUGGGUCAAAGACCUUAUUCUGAGGACUGCAUUCAUCGAUCUGUGGCUCAAAAGAGGACGGCCCAAAUCCUUCUGGAUUUCCGGGUUCUUCUUUCCUCAAGGAUUCCUCACAGGAACUCUUCAGAACCAUGCUCGAAAAUAUAAUUUGCCUAUAGAUGAACUGAGUUUCAAGUAUAACAUGAUUCCAGUCUACCGAAAUCAAGCCUCAGUGAUAGAAGCUGCCAAGGACAUUAAGUUUGGAGAAGAACUGCCCAUGGACCUGCAGUUGCCCUCUCCUGAAGAUGGAGUUCUUGUUCAUGGGAUGUUCAUGGAUGCUUCUCGGUGGGAUGAUCAAGAGAUGGUCAUAGAGGACGCACUGCCAGGACAGAUGAACCCCAUGCUGCCUGUAGUUCAUUUUGAACCACAACAAAACUACGAGCCAAUCCAAACACUCUACCACUCCCCACUCUAUAAGACAGGAGCGCGGGCAGGAACACUUUCAACUACAGGCCAUUCCACCAACUUCGUGGUGACCGUCCUCUUACCCUCCAAGCGGCCCAACGACUACUGGAUCUCCAAGGGAUCCGCGUUGCUCUGCCAGCUGAGUGAGUGAUGGGGCCGUGCUCAUCCAGAGGUCCUCCCUGAUGGAGAGAAAGUGACUUCUAACCUGACCUAAGUGUACCUGCUGCAGCUGUCGUUUCUCCCAUGACCAAAAAUAAAGUGGUUUUGCGUUG
Molecule: messenger RNA, 12472 nt
Organism: Alexandromys fortis (reed vole)
Lineage: Eukaryota; Metazoa; Chordata; Mammalia; Rodentia; Cricetidae
Gene: Dnah6
Product: dynein axonemal heavy chain 6
Exons: 77
Biological process (GO): microtubule-based movement
Cellular component (GO): dynein complex
Molecular function (GO): ATP binding; dynein light intermediate chain binding; minus-end-directed microtubule motor activity
Source: RefSeq, a predicted model, not a curated record